AUGGAUAGGAAUGAGAAACUGGGCCCAACCGUGAUCAAAAAGUCCCUCAACCUCCGUUGCUUUAAAGCCAUCGACGUUUCCAAGCUACCCGUCCACUUCCAAGUAAACGUAAAGGCAUGGAUGGAUGGCGGCAUCUUUGCAAAUUGGUUGAAAGCGUUCAAUCUCAAAAUGAGUGGGCAAAACGUUCUUCUGCUGCUCGACAACGCGACAUCACAUGUCAAUUUGGAGCUCCCAAACGUACACAAUCACUUCCUUCCGCCAAGUACCACCUCCCGUUUUCAGCCGAUGGACGCGGGCAUCAUUCGCAACUUCAAGCUCAAGUACAAGGCCCAAUUGGUGCAAUGGCUACUAAACAUGGUGACGGCAGGGACGGAGGACAAAAAGCUCGACGUUCUUAGCACAAUCCGUAUGGUGAUAAAAUUGUGUGAUGAGGUGCGCCCUGAAGCGAUUCGACACUGUUGGAUCCACACAGGAAUCGUGUCGGGAGUUAUGGCGGCAGUGCUCUGUAGGCAAGACGAGCCGGUCCGUCCCAAUGAUCUCUCAAUCCUGGAUAAUCUAGUCGACAAACUAUCCUUAUCUGAUGGAAUGAAUGCGGACGACUAUCUAGAGUGUGACCACAACCUGAUAGAAUGGGAACCAGACUCCGAUGCAACUGCCACCUCUGAACCCUUUUCGCGUGAUGACGACAGCAACGGAGACGAAAAUUCCAUCUUCACUCAUCGCGACGCGCUGAAUGCUGCAAUGCAAUUUUCUACGUACCUAUUCGCACACAAGAUCGAUAUUGCACCCAGGAUUGAUAUUGUGGGGAUGCAACUGCUGACCGAGAAAUUCCGCCAACAGCUUCAACAGAGCAUGCACCAGCAGCAAAUUACCGACCCAAUUUCUCGAAAGAGUAAGCUCGGUGGCCCAUACUGA
Peronospora matthiolae is the source of this 915-nucleotide messenger RNA. NCBI's taxonomy places the organism in Eukaryota, Oomycota, Peronosporomycetes, Peronosporales, Peronosporaceae. The record is from the annotation of a GenBank genome assembly.